CACAAUAACCCUGCUUACGUUUUCAAAGAAUUUCAUGUCUGUGUUUCUUGAGAAGCGUUUGUCUCCCACUUGCUCUUCUGUCUCUUGGUGGGUGAGAGAAGUGAAGUGCUCCCUUGGAGCAGGACACCAGACUGGCACAUACCAACAGAACGAGGAGGAGUUAGGCAAACAAGGAAAACUCCAUCAAGUUGAUAGAACAGAUGUCAGAAGUACACAAACAAUGGAUGCACAGAAAGUGAAUGGUUUUUCUCCAAAAGAGAAUGGAAGUUGCAGAAGACCAUCCUCUUACUCUGUUGAGACACCCUAUGGAUUUCAUUUAGACCUUGAUUUCCUUAAGUAUGUGGAUGAUAUUGAAAAAGGCAACACCAUCAGGAGAGUGCAGUUUCAACGCAAACAGCGCAGCCAGUAUGCUGGCUCCCUGUCACGCAACCUAAGUUUGCCUGGUUAUGGCUGCAGAACCUCUCAGUGGAACUCCAUUGGCACCUUAUUUACCAAGCCUCCACUUGCAGACUCUGAGAAGACUAGUGAGUCAUCUGGUCUUAUCAGGCAAUCAGAGACUGUCUACAGUUCCUUCAGAUCUGCUGAGAUGCAUGCCACUAUUCAAGCUUUUGAUGAGCAGCCCUUGGGACUUCAUGUAAGACCAAAUUUACUGCGUGCCUCCAGUUUACCCCUGACAGUGUUACUAAGGAAACACUCAGAGUCUACCGAGGACCCAACCAGCCCCAAUGGUUCAAGGGAUUAUCUUGUAGAAGAAAAUGGGUCCUCUGAAGAUGUCUUCCACAGACCAGAAAGAAAGAUUGGAGGGGUGAAUGGGACUCUUCAGCAGCUCAUUGCAGCUUUACAACGGGUGGCAGAACUUGAGGAAGAGGUCAAGAACAUACCAGAACUCAAAGCCCAGCUGUGCAUCCUGCAGGAGGAGCGAGACAGACUCCUCCUCAAAGUCCAAUCCCAAAAUAAUUCUGCAGGGCUCCUGGAUUUAUUUGCAGGUCAACCACAAAGCACAGUUACUUCAGACUCUGUGACACAGCUUUCCAAAGCUGCACAGAGUAAAAUAAAGUCAAAUGAUGAUUGGAUGAAUCGGGAAUAUGAGCAGCUGGAAGAGAAUGUCAAGGCAUCAUCUGAGCAAGUGGAUGCAAUGGUGAUACCCUUAAGAACAGAGAAGGCAUUCAUGGAAAUUGGUGGUGAUGUGCAAGUGACUAAGAUAGUCAGAGAUGUCAAAGAUCCUUUGGAUCAUGGAGAGAAAACCAAGUCCCUUCCUGAGACUCUCCAGAGGAAAGUUGUCAUGCUGGAACAGAAACUCCAUGAGCUAGAGUCAGAAUUGUAUAAAACAAGAGAUUUGCUGAAGGAGCAGAUGCAGGAGAGCUGUACAAAAGAUGAGAGAAUAAGGGAGCUGACCAAAAACACUGAAAAUGUCUGGGUCAGGGCCGAGAGGGGAGUGGUGCACCUACACUGUGUGAACAAUGCAUUGGAGAUUGAGCCUUCAUCCAAAGACACGUCGGUAAAAACAUUAAAGUCAGAACAAUCUGUUGUAGCUUAUUCACAGGAGCCAAGUAACUGUAGCCAAGUGUGUUUAGAGGGGAACCUUAAAACACAUACAUCAGGGAAACCUGCAGGAUCACGUGCAGACAUGGAACACCAUGUGAAAAGAGUACAAGAGCUCCUGCAUGAGGAGUGGGAAUGUCUCUGCAGAGAUGAGUCAUCAGGAAGAGUCCUGCCCUCUGAGCACCUGCCUCCACGUGUCUGCUCAAUCCAAAAGGAGCUGGUUAGUCUUGUCAGCCUACUCUCAGUUUAUGUGUCCUCUGCAGAAGCGGUGCCACCACCAGCCCAAGAGUCCAGGACAGAGGAUCAAAUAUCUGUAGUUGAUAAGUCCAAAGAAGGGGAAAGCACUUUACCAGUCAGUUGUAGAGAGAGGUCUAGUGGAGGACAAGAUGUAGAGGACAGUACUGUAAUGCCAAACUUUUGUGCUCAAGGUUUUGACCAAGAGAUUCUCCAAAUUGACGCUACUCAACCACAGCUGUGGAGUACUACAUUGACCACUACAGAGCAGGCUGCAAAAAGAAACAACCCUCCAGAGACAAGUAAAGGUGGAGGUGACUUAAAAGAGACCAUGACAGAUAUAGAUUUACUAGAGUCGACAAGUGAAGCUCAAAGUCCAGAUGACCAGCCAGUUAAAGAAAAUGCCAAGCAGGACAGCACAUGUUCCAGAGCUGAGUCACAUGAGUCAUCAGAAGGUGAAGGAGGCAGGGAGACAAUGGUUGACAAAGACUUUAUUAAUGCAUGUUACUUCCUGAAGGAACAUAUGGAUGAAGUGGCUGAACCAAAUGAUGAAAUGAGACAGGCUCUGAUGGUCGUCUUCCAGAAGUGGUUCCAUAUAGCUGCUGAGGAGGACUCGUGUGCCAACACUGUUGCUCUCUAUAUCAGUGAAGUGGCCACACAAACGCCAACAGUCCUUCAGUUUCUGAUCAACAUGGUGGAUGACAAUGGCAAUACAGCCCUGCAUUACAGCUUGUCCCAUUCCAACUUCAACAUUGUCAAACUCCUCUUAGACAUGGGCAUGUGUGACGUGGACCUGAGAAACAAAAUUGGAUACACAGCCAUAAUGCUGGCCUCUCUUUUACCUGUGGAUUCUCCAGAGGACAUCAAGGUCAUCCAGCAACUGAUGGAGUUUGGCGAUGUUAAUGCCCGCGUCGGUCAGGUGGGGCAGACAGCUCUGCACCUGGCAGUCAGGCAUGGCCGGGCAUCCACUGUUCGCCUUCUGCUGGCACACGGAGCAAACAUUAAUGCCCAAGAUCGAGCGGGCACCACUGCCCUAAUUAGUGCCUGCGACCGCGGGCACACUGACAUCGUGCGAAUACUGCUCAUGGACCCUGACUGUGAUGUCAACCUAACAGAUAAGGGUGGCCGCAGUGCGUUGUCGCUGGCCACGCAGGCCUCCCACACAGAGAUAGCCGAUCUGCUCAAAGCCCGCACCCACACCAGAGGCCAGGACAAAUGCAAGAUGUCUUAGAGAGAGACGCUGCCAUCUGGUUAUUUAUUUUAUUAACUCUCUUGUAUUUGGCCAUGCAUGCAGAAACCAUUUAUACCCAAGACAGCCUUUCCUUUAGCUGAUUUUCACAUCAAGUUUGUCAUACAACAUUCCAGGUCAUACAACUCAGAUUCUGCAAUAUCUCAUUAAUUUUGUUUACUGUUGUAUAAGGCACUUAUUAAAAAAAAUUUUUUUUUGCUUUUGCUGGGAAUGACACCACAUAUACUGUAUAAUACAUAAAUAUAUUUUGUGUCCAGCCUAAUGUAUUCUCAAAUCAGUUGGAGUGACGAAUAACCAAUGCUAAUUUAAAUUUUGUUAUGCUCCCAAUGUGUUGUAUAAUGUAAAACAUUUUGCACAAUAUGAACUUAUUGCACAAUAGAUGAACUCUGUUGA
Messenger RNA from Electrophorus electricus (electric eel), 3418 nucleotides. Its product is annotated as KN motif and ankyrin repeat domain-containing protein 4-like. Gene Ontology annotation, biological process: negative regulation of actin filament polymerization. Lineage: Eukaryota; Metazoa; Chordata; Actinopteri; Gymnotiformes; Gymnotidae. Gene Ontology annotation, cellular component: cytoskeleton; cytoplasm. Gene Ontology annotation, molecular function: protein binding. The record is from RefSeq and is a predicted model, not a curated record.